UACUAGUGCAGCGUUGGUCUCGGUCGGAUCGUUCCCUCCGGAAAGCCCCGUCGUCGUUGUCGUCGUUGACCGUCCUUGCCGAUUCACGCGAAGCGUGUGUGUGUGGGAGUGCGAGCGAGAGGGAAGUUCAUUACGCGACGCGCGUAUUAUUGUGUCGAUUUGGCGCGUGUGGUCGCGUGUGUGUGUGCGCGCGGAUAACCGCCCACCUCUUCGGGUACCCCUCCCAGUAAGGGGGGUCAGAUCUUUCAGAACCACAGCUUUUAAUUCAUUCAAACCGGCAAACCGCGGUCCCCGCAAACCGCCGCCAUUGUGUUUCCACCGCGCGGUGUCCACCCCCUCGGGUUUUGACCGUUCUGGCCACGGCCGAACCAGUGAACCAAUCAAGCGUGCUAAAACCAGUGAAGAAAAGAGGAAAAAGUUAAACAAAACUUGUGAAUUUCUGGUCUAGGCAUCAGUGAAAGCGCGGAAUUUCGACAGUUGAUGUCGAGUUGGAGUGCCGACGGCGAAUUCUGGGAAGUCAGUUUUGACAGUUGCCGACGGCAGUUUGGAUUACCCCAUUUGAGCAGAAGGAAGAAUUCCGACGCAGAGAGAUUAAUCAGCGCGGCUGAGAAGAAGAAGAAAAACCUAGCGGAAGUGUUGUUAUUGUUGUGAGAAGCGGAUUAGAGAAGGCGGUGAGAGAGGGAGAAGAGGAAAAUUACAAACAAGAGAAGAGUAAGAGAAGAAGGGGGAAGAAAAGUGGAAUUAAUUUGUUUCUUUUUUUUUCUCGUAAAGAGCGGGAAAGAGAGCAAUAGAAAGAGCGAGAGGAAAUUGGUUUGCAGCCGCCCCAGGUCUUUAUUAGCGGUCAAUUUUGGGUGGAAGCCCCGUCGGAAAGUGUGGAUAAUUAAACGUGUGCAAGUUUCGGUCAAUUACUGGCCGCGCCGCUGAAAUUUUUUUUCGGGGGAGCGAAAGUGUGAGUGAAUCACCCCCUUGGUUAAUUGGUGGUGAGCACGCCAAUGAGUGUGUGUGCGUGAGCCGAAGCUAAUUUGAUUAAAUAUGCCGUUGGAGCAGCCGCCGCUGGAGCAAACCGCCGAGUUCGGUAGCCGCCGCCUACUGAUCUGUCAGCUGCGCUAGCCGCCUAUUGUUCUCGCCACGCCGUGAGAAGGAAGGAGAAGAUUGUUUUGGAUUACCAGUGAGUGCUUUGAGGAAGAGUAAAAGUGUCGCGCAAAUCGUUGUGAAUCGUUGAAGAACCCCCGUUGAAAGUCGAACAUCCAGAACCAUGUACCCGAACGCCGGAAUCAACGCAGCGGCCGUCGCCGCCCGACACCCGGGCCCUCCUCAGUCGGCGCAACCGUUCAAAUUCACCAUAACCGAAAACUGUGAUAGGAUAAAGGAGGAGUUCAACUUCCUCCAGGCACAAUAUCACAACCUGAAAAUGGAAUGUGAAAAAUUAGCUCAGGAAAAAACGGAAAUGCAGCGGCACUAUGUGAUGCGACCGGGUCGUCCUCCCCACUGGGAGAUUCCGGUCCUAUGCCAAAGUUCCCAUUUUCACACGCCAUUUAUCAAAUUGCAUUCGGAGCGUGACCGGCAUCGGCAGGUCGGCCAUCCUCUGGUCAACAGAAGAGGACCGUACGGAAAAAAUGCAAACAUUCUCCCGAGAAUUCACCGCCGUCCUCGUCGUCUGCGAGAGUUUGAAAAUUUUGCAACCGGGUUGUGGGAAAGGUCUUUCGGAGAAAUAGCGCAAAUAGUUGGAACAUUCCACUCACACAUUCCCCCAUCUCCGAGUAGAUUCCGACGGAGGGAUGGAAAAAAAAGUCCAACCGAACGAACGAUGACCCUUUCCCCGAUAUCCUCGUGUGAACCAAUUCAAUUAUGCUUCAUUUUCACGAGUUUACCUUUGUCUUCUUUUUUCUUCUUUUUUUCGCAGACGGAAAUCUCCAAGAGGUUAAAUGCAAUAAUCACCCAGAUCGUCCCGUUCCUGUCCCAGGAGCACCAGCAGCAGGUCCUGACGGCGGUCGAGCGGGCGAAGCAGAUCACCAUGUCCGAACUGAACGCCGUGAUAGGGCAGCAGCAACGACCCGACCUGCCCCGGUUGCUGCAGCAGAUGCACGCCCAGCAGAUUCCGGGCGCCCACGGCGCUCCCCCCAUGCCCGUGGGCAUGCCCCACCCUAGUCUGGGUCCGGGCGGACUCGGCGGUCCGCUGGGUGCCCUCGGGUCAACCCCACCGCAGCAUCCGCUGGCCAUCCUGAACAAGCAGGAGCUGCACCGGCCCGAAGAGUCCAAGUCGAGCAACAGCAACAUCAUGCCCCUUGACGAUCGGCAUCGGAGUUCGAUCUCACCCACCGACCGGGACAAGUACCGGCCCCGGACGCCCGAGUCCACCCACGAACUGAAGAAGGUCAAGAAGGAGGAGAAGGACAUGGGUCAUUCGGACGGGGAAAAGUCCGACCAGGACCUGGUGGUGGACGACGCCUCCGAGAUCAACCCGAUGAGCCCGAUGCCGAACCAGCAUCACAACGGAACCGCCUCGCCCCGUGAAAACGGCAUGAUGCCAAAAAAGUUAGACGUUCAAGACCGUGAACGCAUCGGCACGCACUCACCCCGAUCCGGCACCUCCUCGAACGCGUCGACCCCCUCCAACAAAAAGAUGGACGACAAACCGACGACGCCGAUCGCCAAACCCGCCACACCCACCAACUCCGCCGCCAACAGCAACGGCGUCCCGAAGGGAGUCGGAGUCAACAAACCGCCGGUGCUGAACCCGGGGGGCUACCCGCCGUACCUCGGGGGACCCUUGAAUGGAGCUCCCCAUGAACUGCAGGCCGCCUACGGCGGACCCGGAGUGCACAACAACCUGCCCCACUCGCUGAACAACUACGGCAGGGCGCCGCUGGCGUUCGAUCCGCAUCCGCAGAUGCGGGCACCGCUCGGACCGAUUGCCAUCCCCGGAGGAAAGCCUGCCUAUUCGUUUCACGUGAACGCCGAAGGUCAAAUGCAACCGGUGCCCUUUCCCCAGGACGCCCUGGUAGGACCGGGGAUUCCGCGGCACGCCCGCCAAAUCAGCUCGCUCAACCACGGGGAGGUGGUGUGCGCCGUAACGAUCUCGAACCCCACCAAGUACGUGUACACGGGCGGCAAGGGCUGCGUCAAGGCGUGGGACAUCUCCCAGCCCGGCAACAAGAACCCGGUCUCGCAGCUGGACUGCCUGCAACGUGACAACUACAUCCGCUCGGUGAAGCUCCUCCCCGACGGCCGAACGUUGAUCGUGGGCGGUGAAGCGUCCAACCUGUCCAUCUGGGAUCUGGCCAGCCCGACGCCCCGCAUCAAGGCCGAACUGACGUCGAACGCGCCCGCCUGCUACGCGCUCGCCAUCUCGCCCGACUCGAAGGUGUGCUUCUCGUGCUGCUCCGACGGCAACAUUGCCGUGUGGGACCUGCAGAACCAGACGCUGGUGCGGCAGUUCCAGGGUCAUACGGACGGUGCGUCCUGCAUAGACAUCAGUGCGGACGGAACAAAGCUGUGGACCGGUGGGCUGGACAACACGGUGCGAUCGUGGGAUCUGCGGGAGGGACGGCAGCUGCAGCAGCAUGACUUCAGCUCGCAGAUCUUCUCGCUCGGAUACUGUCCAACGGGCGAAUGGCUCGCCGUCGGCAUGGAGAACUCCAACGUCGAGGUGCUGCACGCCACCAAGCCGGACAAGUACCAGCUGCACCUGCACGAGAGCUGCGUGCUCAGCCUCAAGUUUGCCGCCUGCGGCAAGUGGUUCGUUUCGACCGGCAAGGACAACCUGCUGAACGCGUGGCGAACGCCGUACGGUGCCUCGAUCUUCCAGUCAAAGGAAUCGUCCUCCGUGUUAAGCUGUGAUAUCUCGGCCGACGACAAGUACAUCGUGACCGGUUCCGGAGACAAGAAGGCCACCGUGUACGAGGUCAUCUACUAAACAAAAAACUAAAGCAAGCAACCAACUAAGGCCGAAUGAUCUCUCCCUACCCGAUUUUUGUUGCGGUGGAUCGAAGCCGCACCGAAAGUGUCAUAAAGCCGAGUUCGAACUCGCCUCCCCGGAACCGGGAAAACAAAACUAAACCUAGACAAUGAAACAUUAAGUUAAAGAGAUGAAGAGAGA
This is a messenger RNA of Culex pipiens pallens (northern house mosquito), 4099 nucleotides long. Its product is annotated as transducin-like enhancer protein 4. Gene Ontology annotation, molecular function: protein binding; transcription corepressor activity. NCBI's taxonomy places the organism in Eukaryota, Metazoa, Arthropoda, Insecta, Diptera, Culicidae. Gene Ontology annotation, biological process: negative regulation of canonical Wnt signaling pathway; regulation of DNA-templated transcription. The coding region runs from base 1256 to 3916 and encodes 886 amino acids. The record is from RefSeq and is a predicted model, not a curated record. The transcript has 16 exons. Gene Ontology annotation, cellular component: transcription regulator complex; nucleus.